AUGAGUACUGUAUCAGAGCGCAUAUCAUCGUUAAAACCAGAUGAAAGAUUUGUUUCAUUUGAAUUCUUCCCACCAAAGACCGAUUCGGGGUUUAGAAAUUUACUAGCCAGAUUGAAUCGUAUGCUGGCUUUCAAUCCAUUAUUCAUCACAAUUACUUGGGGAGCAGGUGGUUCCACUAGUGAAAAGUCUUUGGAUUUAGCAGCUACUUGUCAAAAAGAAGUAGGUAUAACCACAGUGUUGCACUUGACAUGUACAAAUACCAACAAGGAAAUUAUCGAUGAAGCAUUGGCUCGUGCUAAAGCCAAUGGCAUAAGAAAUAUAUUGGCGUUAAGAGGUGAUCCACCAAGAGCAGAAGAAUACUGGACUCCAAAUUGUGAUUUCAAUGGGGCAGUUGAUUUAGUGAGAUAUAUCAGACAACAAUAUGGUGAUUAUUUCUGUAUUGGUGUGGCAGCUUACCCUGAGGGACAUGUUGAUGGUGCCGACAUUUCAGGACAAGAUCCAAAGAAAGAUAUCCCAUUCUUGAUCGAAAAGGUUAAAGCUGGUGGUGACUUUAUUGUGACUCAAUUAUUUUAUGAUGUUGAUAAGUUUAUCGCUUUUGAAAAGUUGAUUCAAGAGCACGACGAAUUGAAGAAUAUUCCUUUGAUUCCUGGGUUAAUGCCAAUUACAACAUACAAAGUCUUCAAUAGAGCAGCCAAGUUAUCCCAUGCAACUAUCCCUAGAGAAAUAUCUCAACAAGUUGAUAAAGUUAGUCACGAUGAUGAUGCUGUUAAAGCUCUUGGGGUUGAAAUCUUAAGUAAUAUAAUCGACAGAAUUGACAAAGAGACAAAUAUCAAAGGUUAUCAUUUCUAUACCUUGAAUUUAGAAAAAGCUGUUGCCUCCAUAUUGGAUAAGUCUGAUGUCUUGAGACCUAUUUUAGAAGGCCCAUCUACUGUCAUGGAACACGAUGAUGCAAUUGCUUCAGAUUCUGAUGAUGACGAGGAUAUGAAUACCGGACAAGCUGUUAGUGUCACCCGUAGAAGAUCAUCUAUAAAUGACAAUAGUUUGAUGGGAAGUAAAGCUCUUAUUGGAAAGGCAUUAUUGAAGGAUAAGAAAACUCUUGUUGAUAUCAGUACUGGUAAAGGUGCUCUUGGGAAAGAUGCCACUUGGGAUGAUUUCCCUAAUGGUAGAUUUGGUGACUCCAAUUCUCCAGCGUAUGGUGAAAUUGAUGGUUAUGGUCCAACUUUAAAGAUUCAUUCUCCUGCUGAAGCUGAAAUCAAAUGGGGUUCUCCAGAAACCACAAAAGACUUAGCACAGAUCUUCAUUGAUUAUUUGUCGGGUAAAAUUGACGUUAUUCCAUGGGCUGAUCAAGCCUUAUCUCCAGAAACAGCAUUGAUUCAAGAAGAAUUAUUCCAAUUAAAUGAAAAGGGAUGGUUUUCAGUGGCUUCUCAACCAGCUGCCAAUGCUUGCAAAUCAACUGACAAUAUCUUUGGAUGGGGUCCACGUAAUGGGGUGGUGUAUCAAAAGGCAUUUGUUGAAUUAUUUAUGCCAAAAGACGAUUGGAAUAAAUUGAAGCCAUUGGUUGAAGCAUCUGAUUCAAUAACUUACUAUGCUGCUGAUAAAACCAACAAAAUUGAAGCUAAGGUGCCGGCUGGCCAUGAUAUUAAAUUAACAAAGAAUGCAGUUACAUGGGGCGUUUUCCCACUGAAAGAAGUACUUCAACCAACAGUAAUUGAUUACGAAUCAUUCAAGGCAUGGAAUGAAGAGUCCUUUUUAUUAUGGCUCGAGUGGUCAAGAUGUUACAAGAAAAAUUCAAAAUCUUUUGAAUUGUUAAAUAAAGUUUAUGAAAAUUAUGUAUUGGUUUGUUUGAUAUAUCAUGACUUCCCAGAAGAACAUGGAUUGUGGGAUUUUUUACUUGACGAAUAG
Messenger RNA from Candida tropicalis MYA-3404, 1902 nucleotides. Its product is annotated as methylenetetrahydrofolate reductase (NAD(P)H). Gene Ontology annotation, cellular component: cytosol. Lineage: Eukaryota; Fungi; Ascomycota; Pichiomycetes; Serinales; Debaryomycetaceae. The record is from RefSeq and is a predicted model, not a curated record. Gene Ontology annotation, molecular function: FAD binding; methylenetetrahydrofolate reductase [NAD(P)H] activity. The coding region runs from base 1 to 1902 and encodes 633 amino acids. Gene Ontology annotation, biological process: tetrahydrofolate interconversion. The transcript has a single exon.